Caenorhabditis remanei is the source of this 459-nucleotide messenger RNA. RefSeq lists its product as uncharacterized. The coding region runs from base 1 to 459 and encodes 152 amino acids. The record is from RefSeq and is a predicted model, not a curated record. NCBI's taxonomy places the organism in Eukaryota, Metazoa, Nematoda, Chromadorea, Rhabditida, Rhabditidae. The transcript has 4 exons.
AUGAAGAGUGUUGUGAUUUUUCUGACCUUCUUGUGCACCACUGCGCUUGCUGGUACGUGGGCAACUUGGGGUGCAUGGGGAGAUACUUGUGUGAACUGCCCAGGAGCUACGUACCGUGGACGUACUCGUGUCUGCGUGCCAGGAGCAGAUAUGAGUGGCUGCACCGGAGACCGUGUUGAGAAAGAAGUCUGCAACUGUCCACUUGAAGCAGAUUGGAAAGAAUGGGCAGACUGGUCGGUGUGCGACAAGGACUGCGGAUUCUGUGGAACACACACACGUACCAGAGAAUGUGAUCUUCUUGCAGCAUGCCCAGCGGUCACUUGCACAGGAGACGAUACUGAAACCGAGUCAUGCAGUGAUACCGAUAAAGUGUGUAUUGCUCCAAGUGUCUCUUGCUGCGAUGGAUACAAAAAGAAAGUUGAUAUCGUCUCAAAACGCUUCUAUUGUGGUCUUCCAUAG